Molecule: messenger RNA, 2491 nt
Organism: Anoplophora glabripennis (Asian longhorned beetle)
Lineage: Eukaryota; Metazoa; Arthropoda; Insecta; Coleoptera; Cerambycidae
Product: glucose dehydrogenase [FAD, quinone]
Exons: 10
Coding region: 422-2287 (621 amino acids)
Molecular function (GO): flavin adenine dinucleotide binding; oxidoreductase activity, acting on CH-OH group of donors
Source: RefSeq, a predicted model, not a curated record
CGAAGACUUUUCGAGCGCCUCCAAGAUCAGUACUCGUCCUACCAUGAAGUAAAAAACUUUUGCCUUGCAGUUUUUUUACGUUCUACUCUGGUGGUGUAAAUAGGUGCAGUGUGUGGUGAUCGUCAACAUUAUAACUAAGGGAAGAAACAUACGACUUUUCUAUUAUUUUGUUAUAGUGGAUGGAUGGGACACGAGGGAUAAUAUAAAAUCUAUCAACAAAAUGACACACUCUGGUCCGUGAGAGACAUGCCAGGCUUAAUUCUUUACAGGAACAAAUACGCGGCCACAAUUUUUCGCAGGAUAAAAAUGAAAAUUCGCCCUCCGGAUUAAAGAGGAAAAAAUAUCAACAGAAUAAUUUUCUAGUCAACAUAUCUAUUAAUAGGAGACUGUGAUAUUAAACAAUAAUACAAUAAAACACAAAAUGGUACUGGAGACCCUAUUUAUAUCGACGGCUCUGAAAACUGUGGGCAUAGUCGGCAAAACGCUAUGGGUGAUACCCCUGAUAUUCGCUGGGCUCUCCCUAGUCACUAACUACAACCGUUUCGACCCAGAAGCCCCCAUCAGGGAAACCAGGAUGAUUUACAGGGAGUACGACUUCGUCGUUGUAGGUGGCGGGUCUGCAGGGGCGGUGGUAGCUUCGAGACUGUCGGAAAUCCCCGAGUGGAAGGUGUUGCUUCUGGAAGCCGGUCCGGACGAGAAUGAGAUCAGCGACGUGCCGUCCCUCGCGGCUUACCUCCAGCUGUCCCCCAUGGACUGGACUUACAAGACGGAAUAUACCGGGAGAGCCUGCCUGGGCAUGAAGAAUGGCCAAUGCAACUGGCCCAGGGGGAAGGUCCUGGGUGGGUCUAGCGUGCUGAACUACAUGCUGUACGUGAGGGGCAACAAGAAAGACUAUGAUUUGUGGGAGGAACUAGGUAAUCCUGGUUGGAAUUACGACGACGUCCUCAAGUACUUCAUAAAGUCAGAGGACAAUCGCAACCCUUACCUGGCUAAAACGUCCUAUCACGGACAGGGAGGCCCCCUGACCGUCCAGGAGUCCCCUUGGCGAACGCCGCUGGUGGUCGCCUUCAUCGAAGCGGGCUUGGAGAUGGGAUAUCCCAUUCGCGACAUCAACGGCGCCGACCAGGCCGGUUUCAUGAUCGCGCAGGGGACGAUUCGGAGGGGAUCUAGGUGUUCCACUGCAAAGGCGUUUCUUAGGCCGAUUAAAACGAGGAAAAACAUACACGUGGCUUUAAAUGCUCACGUAACGAGGAUUUUGAUAAAUCCUUCCAAUAUGAGAGCCUUUGGAGUGGAGUUCGUGCGAAACGGCAGGAAGCAAGUAGUUAUGGCUAGAAAGGAAGUCGUCAUGUCGGCAGGUGCCAUAAACACGCCCCAAAUCAUGAUGCUCUCGGGCAUCGGGCCUAAAAGGGAGCUAAAGAAGCACGGGAUCCCCGUGCUGAAGGACCUACCGGUGGGAGAGAACCUGCAGGACCACGUCGGGAUGGGUGGUCUCACUUUUCUCGUGGACAAACCGGUGUCCAUAGUGCAAGACAGAUUUCAGGCUUUUCCUAUGACCAUGCAGUACGUCGUCAACGGAAAGGGCCCCAUGACCACCUUGGGAGGCGUGGAGGGACUUGGCUUCGUCAAUACUUAUUUAGGAAACAGGUCCUGGCCUGACAUCCAGUUCCACAUGGCCCCCGCAAGCGUCAAUUCUGACGGCGGCAGGCGCGUAAGAAAGGUGCUGGGCCUUACAGAAGAACUUUACCGUACGGUUUACAAACCCAUAGCCAACAGAGACGUCUGGACUCUGAUGCCCUUGCUGCUAAGGCCUCACUCGAGGGGGUGGGUGCGGCUGAAAAGCAGAAACCCCUUUGACGCCCCUCUCAUCAACGCGAACUACUUCGAUGACCCCUUUGAUGUUAAAACCCUCGUGGAAGGUGCCAAGAUAGCUAUAAACAUCAGUCAGGCCGAAGCGUUCAAGAAAUUCAACUCACGCCUCCACAGGAUCCCCUUCCCCAACUGCAGGCACGUGCCCUUCGCCAGCGACAAGUACUGGGAGUGCCACAUCCGCACCAUCUCCAUGACCAUCUACCAUCCUGUGGGCACGUGCAAGAUGGGGCCUCAGUGGGAUUCCGGGGCCGUGGUGGAUCCCAGGCUGAGAGUGUACGGGGUUGGGGGGCUGAGGGUGAUCGACGCCUCCAUCAUGCCUACCAUACCCAGCGGGAAUACCAACGCUCCCGCUAUAAUGGUGGGGGAGAAAGGGGCCGAUUUGGUGAAAGAGGACUGGAUGAUGAGUAGGGGCAAAUAGCGUAGUUUUUUUAAAUGUACAAAAUACAAUUGAAUCGCUUGUUUCGAAAACAACCAAAGUCAGUUGUGAGUUUUCUAAAGAUGCAAAACGUUUCACAAACAUAAAGUUCAUGCGUUUAAUACUGCGAAAAACUUCUAGUACCUAGCUAUUUCUUACGAAAAAGUAAGAGAACCGCUUCUUGGAUGUAAGAAGGUAAACUAAUUU